CGUCAACGCAGAAUUUUGAAUUCGACCUGGUGCUGCGUGCUGACCUCGCCUUGUUGGGUUGUAAGGACAGUAAAUAUGCACGUAAAUGGAUGCAUGGGCAGCAAUCUUUCGGACGUCUUCCCUUCACUUCCUUUCCAAGACUCAAUGAAUAACUCUGUCAAUGGUUCAGUCUUGAAUAUAAACGGACCAAACGUAAACAACAUUGAUACUAUGUCUCGACUCAAAUUUCUUGGCUUAAAUUUGGGGAAUAAUAAUCAGAAUGGAAAUAGUAACAACCUUUGUAAUGAAGAUCGCUCACGCACCAAUUUGAUUAUCAACUACCUUCCUCAGAGCUACGACCAAAAUGAUCUCCAGCGUCUUUUUGAGCGAGUGGGACCUAUUAGGCAGUGUAAGCUUAUUAGAGACAAGAACACGGGCGCUAGUUUGUGUUAUGGGUUCGUAGAUUUCGUGAACCCUCAGCACGCAGCUUUAGCAAUACAAACCUAUCAUGGCUAUGAGACGGAGCAGAAACGACUGCGUGUGGCGUACGCCAGUUCAGGUGGUCGUCGGUUCACACCAGGACAUCGUCUCCAAACAUUUUCCAAUGGGACUAAUUACCCAGGUUCAUUGAACUCUGAAGUCACAAAUGAAAAUAUAAUUGGAUGGGAGAUUAUAGUAACUGGGAUACCUGUAGAGUGGACUGAACCGGAUUUACUCCGUCUUUUUUCUAAUUUCGGGGCCGUUGUGGUUAUUAGAUUAUUAGCUCCUCAAUUCCCCGAUUCACCACCAGGUCAAAAGCCUCGUCUCAGUCCCGCUUUGAAUGGAGCUUCAAGUGAUAUGAGUUCAGAAUCAGCAGACACCAAGUUCACUUCAAGUGCAUCUGUCAUUUUCCAGGAGAAAAAUAAUGCUGAACUUUCUGUUUUGCGCUUGAAUGGCUAUCAGGCCCCGGAAUGGACCACACCGCUUAGAUUGCGUUUAAUUGGUUCAGUAACAAGAGAAACCUAUGGACUGUUUUACUUUUCGCGUCAGUCACCACUCCCGCUUAAUCGUACAACUAUCAACAACAGUAACGCCGAUCCGUUGACCGAAUCGAAUAUACUCACAAAUGUGCUGAAUAGACGGACGCUGAACACACUAGGCUGCGCUGUGCAUGGGAAUUCACAAAGUCAGUAUAUGGCAGAAACAAAAAACUCUGAAGUCACUCUAAACGUAGCAGUGGAAUCUAGCAGUUCCCUCCAGUUACCGUCAAACCCACCGUUCGGCAUCCCUCCUCGACCAAUCAUGCGAAACAAAAGUAAGAUUACUUUUUUGUUCUGUCUGUUUCACUACAAAAUUUAGAAGUGUUGAGUGACUCUCGCAUUAAGUGUUUCCGCAAAAUUUUUGACCAGUCCUGACUCCUGUUUAUUGGCGCCCGACGAUGAAAGAUUUUUUAUUAAAAGCAGAAUUUGACUCUGUAGACCCGGAGGUUCUGUGGCAGUGUCUGCCAUUGAAGUGUACCUCCGGUGUACAUAAACCAUAUAGUCUAUUUACUCGAACAUUUUCAGUCGAAUCAUAUCUUUUUGCGGACUGUCACCUGAUUUUGCAACAUCAAGUGAUGUCCGGCAGGACUGUUCAAUAUCUCCAUUUUUGUUCAGUUUCGUCGUAGACCUGCUACUAGAGCUAACGUCCUCACCGACUGAAUUUUUAGGUAUUGAUCUUCAUCCAGUAGGUUGACUUAACAACCUACACUACACAAGUGACAGUCCAGUUCGGUAAAGACGCUGAUAAAAUAGUCUUAUGGUAACACUCAGCAACAAUGCCGGGAUGUUUGGAAUGCUUUUCACCUCCUAGAUGCAAACUGCUGCUUGGGGACCGGUUUGCAUCAAGACCUGAAUUAAGGAGGGGAAAUGAAGUGGUCGAACGCGUCGAUCACUUCACUUAUCUUGGAAGUCUGAACAUUAGUAAUGGGUUGGUGUCUAACGAGCUCUCUGCUCGGUUUCAAAAGACUCGUUUGACUUUGUCAACUUACGUCACUCAUGGCAAAGACGAGAUAUUCGUCUAUCAAUUAAGGGUAAGAGGUAAAAGAUACUCGUGGGGUACCAGCAUUACAUCAUGAUAGCGUCUUCUGGGAUCGCCAGGUAAAAGUAAGGUUAAACGCAGAGUAUUAAAGAAUAAUGGUAAAUCAGUUGAUGAUGUUGGUCUUCAUUGACCGAGAUAGUUGGGUCACGUAAUACGCGCUCCCGGACCACCGAUUACCACAGCAUGCAAUGCUGACGGGUGUUGGAGACUGAUCUAAGGGAGCCAGGGGCUACCAAAUCAAAACGUGGUAUCAGUUUUUGAAAUCACUGGUCUGAGCCAUGUUGGUAAAUGCAGCUUACUUGGUUGGGGUUCGCGCGACUGUCGCAACCAGUGGUUGUGAAGACUGAGUGACAUAACCCAGAAUCGAGCGGAUUUAGCACUUCAAGUCAUAAUUCAUACCUGUAAAAUUAAUUAAAUCAGUUGAAAUUUAGAACCAAUCGCAGUUCCUUUUGUGUAUAACUUAUCCACAUAAUUAUUUUCGUAGUCACUGAUCACAACCUAACAUCGAUCUUCAACCGCGACGUCCUCUCACAAACCAGUUCGUUAGAUGUCUUGGAUUUCCUUGACGGUCACCAUAAUGCAAACUCACCAGGUUUGGCUGCUGGGGUUGAUCGCUGUUCAUCCAGAGAGAUCUCGAUAAUUAACACGCUAAACUCCCAACGAACUGUCGACAAUGACCAGCCGAAAUUGGAACAGUCUCUCAGGAACUUGACGAAUACAACGAGUCAUUCUCCAUGGCUGUUUUCCCAACAGCGGUCUGUACUUAACCCACUUCCGGAAACUGGACGUUCUGACGAAAUAAACCCGAGUGCUUUGACAGCUGGAGUAUGCAGGCGUUUGUCUGUUAAAAGUCCUUUGAUACCAAGUCCUGUCUUGUCGAGUUUAUUAACACAGCGGGGUUGUCAGAUGAACAUAUGGCUCAAACUAGAAAAUAUUCAACCGACUGGAUCAUUCAAAAUUCGUGGUGUUGAAAAUGUGGUUCGCAAGGUAAGUUAUUUAGUACUUCAUUUAUCUGAGUUAGAUUUUUUGUAUCUUUGUCAAUCUUUGUGAGGACCCGUCGACCACAGUCCCCACCCGAGACUUCUCGUGGCAACCAUAAGUAUUACUACCUAACUUUUUAGAAAUUAAUGUAAUAGAUUCACCCGUUAAUAUAGAAUACGUAGAUGAUGCGGUCCCGAAAAGAUGCUAGGUCCUUCGAUCACGUUGAGUGACAAUGCAAGCUUGUUUGAGGUGUUUUUCUAUUUCAUAUAAAAUUUUUCUUCAAGAUUGAUCUAGGUUUUAUGUUGCGAAUAACUGAUUCAAUGAAUAAUUAAUGUUAAAAUCUUUUUUACAUCAAUUCAAACAACCGUCCAGUGUAUCUACCCUAUUUAAGUGCAGCUAACAUUCCGUUUAACAAGUUUUCAUGUAACUGUGUUAUUUGUCUUAAAAUAGCACUUCACCUAAGUCUGAGGAGCCACAUCCUUUUAAUCAUAUAGUUUAAGCGAUUAUACUUAAGAUUCUGUUGUUAUUUUUACCAGUCAUGAUGUGCUGCUGGAUAGUAGAGUGAAAACAGGACAUCGAAUUCAGUUGUUACUUCACUGUCAGAUUCCUUGUAUUUUAUCAAAUUGUUUAUUGUUACUUAUUUAGGGAGCCCAAGCUUCUGGUUUCCAUUAUUAGUAAAAUAAGCUAACUUCUAAAAUAGAUGGACCCAGUUUAAUUAAGAAGUUUAGUUAACCUAAUAGAGGGUACAUAAAUUAAUUCGUUGUCACGUCAAUCGAGUGAACAAAAAGUCACAACGAACACUAACACUAGUCCUCAGUAAUAGUGUGACCAGAAGUGCUCAAAGUGGAUUAUUAUGAGUAUGUUUUGGACAUAUUUGAAAGUGUCAUUUCACAUUACUAACACCCAGUUUUUAAAUAUAAUGGCUAUCGCUAGGAAUUGGUUGUCUGCGUCAAACAAAAAUAUACAUCACGACAACAAAACAGUUUACCAGACCUUGUUUAUUCACCUCAUUCGGUUUUCAUUUGUUGAUUUCAGUGGGCAGCCGCGGGAGUGACUCAUAUUGUCUGUCCAACUACUGGGAAUGCAGGCAUAGCCGUAUCUUUUGCAGCUCACACUUACAGAAUAAACUGUACAUUAGUAGUUCCUGAGGCUCUUGAGCAAACUAUUAGACGGCGCCUAUCAUUAGAAGCGCAGGAAGCCAAGAUCGUUAUUGGUGGCACCAGUUUCUUGGAGGCCCAUCACCGCGCUGAACAAUUAGUAAACGACCUACAAUCCGGACAUAAUGAUCCCACUGUCCGACUUCUUCAUCCUUAUGAUCAGACUGAACUAUGGGAAGGAUACGAAACUAUUGUCGACGAAGUCACUCCAGAAAUCGGUCAACCAGAUGCUAUAGUUGUCGCCGUUGGUGGUGGAGGGUUGCUUGCAGGCGUCAUACAAGUGAGUGUCGUCACAUUUUGAAACUUCCAUCUAAAAUUUGGUAUCCCAUGUACAGCUUAAUACUCCGAGGGUUAGCAAUACUACCUGAAUCAAAGUGAAUAUAGGUGCCUUGAAUGUAUGGUCCACUGGCUGUGAACCAAAUCAUCUAUCCUCCUGUCUCCUACAAAAAUGUUCGUAUAUAUCUGUAACAUUUUUCAUGUUAUUUUUACUCACGAUGUUAACCCAGUUCUAUAAUACUGAUACAGCAAAACUUUGUAAAUUCAGGCUUCACAUUCAUAGUCAGUACAUUUAACAACGAACUUCAUAAUUCAAAUACGCUGGACAACUAAAAUACCUUAAUAUAUUUUUAAGGUGAUGCCUUUUUAUAAACCUUUUAUCCCACAAAUAAGUUUUAUCCAGGGCUUAUUCUCCGAAGAUUUUCAUGAGGUAUUUCUACAUGUUUAGGGUCUGUGGAAUAGAGGAUGGUCUUCAACCCAUAUCGUAACUGUGGAAACAGAGGGGGCGGAUUGCUUAAACCGUUCAUUGAAAUCUGGUCAGUUAGCAGUUAUCCCACGAAGCUCAACGAUUGCAACUUCUCUCAGCGCCCCAGUCUUGGCACAGCGUGCUUGGAGUUUGGCUCAAUGCCAUUCGAUUAGUGCAGUGACCUGUACUGACGGAGAGGCAGUUGAUGGAGUUAAACGUUUUCUGGGUAAGAUCUUGUUUCAGUAGCUUCACACAUUAUUUCUGUACCCGUCCCGAACUUCGUAUAUUGACGAUGACAUUAUUCCUGUCGAUGAUAAGGUUACCACUUUGAAGUCAGCCAAACAAACUAGGUUUAGAAGUAGACUUAAGUAGCCACACAUUUCAAACGUCUGUCAGUGUUGGAAAUGUACACGUUAACAAGUUCUGAUCAAGAGCAUUGGAUGUCUUAGUCAUACGAAAAUCAAUUUGUGUUGCCUUACACUCCACAAGACUAACAUAUUUCAACCAUGUUGGUCAGUCAGCUUCAACGUAGGACCAGGCACUUAUAAGCAUCAGUCCAAGUUGCCAUAUCUCUUGAGCACAGCAAGAUAAGCAUCAAAUUCAUAGAAGCUGUUACUUCAGUGGUAUUAAUAUGUAUAAACAAAGAUUACAUAUUAUAAGGACAUGAUACAAGGUUUAACCAUGUCAAUUAAGAUUAAUUAGGAACUAGCAGUAUGUCGCAUGUAACAAAUCCGAGUUAGUUGUGUAAGUUCCUAGUCGACCACAUCCAGAUAGACAUUGUCAUAGUUAUCUUUGAUAAUGUGUAGCGUACUCUAAAGCACAGUUUCAAGCCUUCAAUAUUUUCUUCCAUCAAAAUUCUGCCUUGUCAUACCUCACUAAUAUGAAGGUUUUCUAUACAUUUCAGAUGACCAUGGAAUGCUUGUUGAUCCAGCUUGUGGAGCAGCACUUUCGACUAUAUAUUCAGGCUACCUAUCACGCCUACAACUAGAGGGUCGCCUACCUCGUCCCUCCAAUGUUCUGAUAAUUAUCGGCGGUGGACGGAAUGUCUCUUUUCGUCAGUUGAUUGACUGGGAAAACCAAAUGUCUUCAUUUGCUCCAGAACAAAUUGCUGCAUCUGUUUUACCGCCUUUAUCAAGUUCUUACAUCACUCACUUAUCACCUCGUUCGACAUGCCAAGAAAUACCUAAAUCUUCAACAAUGACUCAUUACACGUCAGGGACUGAACACGAAGAAGGCAGAGUUGGGACCCCAACACCAAACACGCCGCGAUCUGUGUGUGCUAUUUUGAGCAGAACUGCAGUCUCCAGGUCUGAUGCUGCUGACCACCACAUGUCAGUUUGCAAUGGACUGGAGGUCGAAAAUAGUUCUGAAUGCGCUGGUUCUUUAAAUCCACACGACCUAAUGAAUUUCUCCAAACUCCUGGCCUCAUCUGAGGCUGAAGGUGAAGAAGGUGGGCUACGUGAAUAACAACCUUCAGAUUAAUCAAUGUUAACCAUGUUUUAUUUUUACUUCUAUAUUUUGACUAUAAACAGUUUUAUGUUUUUCUGUUUUCUAGGCUUAGGUUAUCUUGAAUACUAUAUACUUAAUUAUUUUUGACUGCUUUUGUUUGUUUGGAUUUUUCUUAUUGAAAUUAAAAUUUUUAGACGGCUGCAACACACGGACAAGCAUUAAUCGCUCUUGAUUUAUUAUUUGUUUAUUGGAUUUCGUAUUCUUUUUUCAUUUGGUGGUUAUUAUAGUCUUUGAAUGCUGAUCCACUUAUUUGUUUAUUUUAGUCUUUAUUGUCUUAUAGAUAUUUGUUUUGUUUACUCUUCAUUAGUUUAUGAUUUGUUUCGUCAUUUUGUCGUCAUUUCCACUUAUAUUAAUCUGUUUAACGCGCUGUUAUGGUGUAAGAUUCGAGGACUAUUACACCCAUAUGAGAGAGAAAAUACAUCUAAUAAACAAAUAAUGAAUCAACAGAGAUCAAUGCGUGCCGGUUGUGCAAAUUUGUUAGCGCAUCUAUUUACCAGUGAUUGGAUUCUCUUGAUGGUUAACAUGUCUCCCUACCUCACUUCAUCUAUUUUAUGUUUCAUCUUUCUCUGUAAACUUGGCCUAUUUUUUCAUUAAAUGAGCAUCAUUUCAUACAAAUUAACCAUUCCGUUCCUCUAGUUUAUUUUCGCAAAUUGAUUUAGUUAAUUUGUGUGUAACGCCUUACUUGAAGCAAGGUGGACACAGUCGCAUUUGUUUUGUUUUUAUCUUAUGUUACUUAUCUUUAUCGUACUACACAAUUAUUUCGCACUUGUGCCUUUCUUUUUAUAGUCAUUGUGUGUUUUUAUUAUUUCUGGCAAGCAGCAUUACUUUCUAAUCUGAUAGAGUACAAGAUUUUGGAUUUAUUUACUCUAUUGUAUUUCGUUUUCAAUAAUGGAAACAAUUAUGUAUGGUUUUGCUUGUUGGUUUUUUGUAGUCUUUUUUAUUACCAUUUACUUAUAAUGUGUAUCACCUACAUUACUUUGCAUUGUUUUUUAAUUUUCAUUGCAUAAAUUUGUGUGUUGCAAUUGCCGUUUCAGUUAUUUUUAUUUGGUUCCUAAAUGGAUACAAGCUAAGCUGAUUAACAAAAGUUUAUGUAGUUUGACCUUAAAAUCUUACAAGACCAUCUGGGUUACAGAUUUUCUCUAUAUUCAGUCCCGUUGUAAGUAGUUGACAAUACGAGGGCCCUCUUGCCAACCCAGUGGUGUUCGUAGUAAUUUUUCUUCGGCUGAAAUAAGUCGUCCAACUCAUGACCGAAUUUAGCUUCUAAGUGACUGGUUUUGUUAUGUUAGCAUGCACAGAAUGUCUUGUCGCAGUAAUUUAUGUAGCUGCCCAGUAUUUUCAUCAGUUUUGUAGAUUGCUCUGCCUAAUAUGAUAAUUGAGUUGGGGAGUCCAAUUUAAUCCUUACUGGAGAAGACUUCAGCCAGGCAACUAUAAUUUGGUCCAGAAAUCUAGAGUGGAGGGAUGGAGAUUCGGGAUUACAAAACACCAGAUGACCGG
Messenger RNA from Schistosoma haematobium, 7920 nucleotides. RefSeq names its product ELAV-like protein 2 (gene ELAVL2). Gene Ontology annotation, molecular function: L-serine ammonia-lyase activity; threonine deaminase activity; RNA binding. The transcript has 5 exons. Gene Ontology annotation, biological process: L-serine catabolic process; L-threonine catabolic process. The record is from RefSeq and is a predicted model, not a curated record. Lineage: Eukaryota; Metazoa; Platyhelminthes; Trematoda; Strigeidida; Schistosomatidae. Bases 76 to 1317 code for a protein of 413 amino acids.